AUGUUAGUUGGAAUUGGGGAAGUCGCGAACGCCCACGCGACCACCAUCGUAGUCACAGGUCACAUCGACAUCAGUAAUCAAGACCGCGAUAGUUCCACUGAGCGCGAAAAGGCCCGUCGUAGAGCUCAGCGAAAUUUUCUGAACAAGUCCUCGCAACAAGCUGGCAGCAACUCCAACAUGUUCUGGGAUGGUUUUCAGUGGAUUCCUAAGAUUGGCACACAGGACUCUGCACAGCACAACGCCACUCGAAAGAAUCGGCGUUUAUACGUCGCCAACCUGCCGAUUCAACUUGGUCUCACCGAGGAGUUCCUAGGGCAACAGUUGUUUGCCGCGUUACGGGAGCGGGGCUGUGUCGCGACAGACGGACACAGUCCGGUAUUGCAUGUAUGGUUCGCAAGGGAAAAGGGUGGCAAUUAUGGAUUUGUCGAGUUCGCCACACUAGAAGAUACUGAGAAUGCUCUGACCCUCGACGGUCUGGUCGUAAUGGGCGCUCCUAUAACCAUACGUCGGCCAUCUGAUUACCAGGACUCCACCGUUCCCAUGCUCAACGACUCAGUAGUGGCAGCAGUCGCUGCUGCUUCUAAUAGUGCAUCUGGCAGUAUGAGUAGCCAAGCAACGAGUCGUAUCGUCCGCUUCGCACAAGUGGUGCGAGUGGGACCUAACACUACUAGGGAGGAAUAUAAUGAUGUCAUCGAAGAUAUGCAAAGUGGAUGUGGAGGCUUCGGUAAACUAGAUGCGGUAUAUGUUGCUUCUGCUGAUAUUCAUGAUCCUUCUACUGAAGGCUUGGUCCUCGCUGCUGGUGAUGUGUGUUUGGAGUACUCUGAUCUCGGAGGUGCCGAGGCAUGCAUGCGUGGUAUGCAUGGACGUAAGUAUGAUGGUCAAGUAGUGCACAUGAGUAGUGUUGAUGAGGAAACCUGGCAGAAUCUGGCGAAACCGGUCCUUGUGGAGAUGGACGCUGCCCUUGGUUUACUGUAAAACGGUGAUCCAUCUUAAACACCUGGUAGAAGCAGAAGCGGAGGAAUUGUGGUAUUA
Perkinsus marinus ATCC 50983 is the source of this 1032-nucleotide messenger RNA. RefSeq names its product splicing factor u2af large subunit, putative. The transcript is spliced from 12 exons. Lineage: Eukaryota; Perkinsozoa; Perkinsida; Perkinsidae. Gene Ontology annotation, molecular function: poly-pyrimidine tract binding; pre-mRNA 3'-splice site binding. The record is from RefSeq and is a predicted model, not a curated record. Gene Ontology annotation, cellular component: U2-type prespliceosome; nuclear speck; commitment complex. The coding region runs from base 1 to 975 and encodes 324 amino acids.